Messenger RNA from Paramecium tetraurelia, 450 nucleotides. RefSeq lists its product as uncharacterized. The transcript has 2 exons. Gene Ontology annotation, biological process: vacuolar protein processing. Gene Ontology annotation, cellular component: intracellular membrane-bounded organelle. The record is from RefSeq and is a predicted model, not a curated record. NCBI's taxonomy places the organism in Eukaryota, Ciliophora, Oligohymenophorea, Peniculida, Parameciidae.
AUGGGAAACCAAAGCGAAAAAAAAAUAGCUUAAUUUAAAUAAAAAGUCAUUGGUUAUUACUUUUACCCUACGACUGCUAUUUGCAUAUUAUUUCUGCUUGCCAAUUUAUAUUAUGGUUAUGCUUUGACAAUAUGGGGUGGCAUAGUAAUUUCAAUAAUCACAUUAAUACAAUACUUUUGCUAUAAUUAGAUUAGCAAGUCAUUAGAAUUGGGUUUGAAUGCAGAUUCCUAUUCCAUUUAUUUGGAUGUUUUAGCAUUAAAUGGAGCCAUUCAAUUUGGUAGCAUAUUGUUUGACUUCUUCUGGUAUGGCUAUUGGAUUAUCCCAUUAAUAUUGUUGUACAAAGGAUCCCUAAUCAUUUGGGGCUGGUUGUAGAAGCCUUAAUAUGCCGAAGAUGAUAAAAAAGACAAAAAGAAAAAAGAUAAUAAACCCAAAGUAAAAUAUGUUAAAUGA